Molecule: messenger RNA, 2133 nt
Organism: Pangasianodon hypophthalmus (striped catfish)
Lineage: Eukaryota; Metazoa; Chordata; Actinopteri; Siluriformes; Pangasiidae
Gene: pink1
Product: PTEN induced kinase 1
Exons: 8
Coding region: 110-1822 (570 amino acids)
Biological process (GO): protein phosphorylation; positive regulation of mitochondrial fission; autophagy of mitochondrion
Cellular component (GO): mitochondrion
Molecular function (GO): protein serine/threonine kinase activity; ATP binding
Source: RefSeq, a predicted model, not a curated record
CCCUUUCAGCCAAUAGGAUUCAGGUAAACAUUGUCCUUGAUAUGUAGCUGUCAGGCGAACGGAGUAGUUUCGUUUAAUAAUUUUCGAUUUUUUUACAUUUAGGUAAAUCAUGUCGGUUAAACAUGCUCUCAAUCGUGGGCUGGAGUUGGGCAGGUCGCUUUUCCAGCUUGGAAUCCUAAAACCUGCGGGCCGAAUUGCAGCUAAGUUUCGAGGUGAGCGCCUGCGGGUGAGUCAACCAGGCCGCACCGUCCAGCCUCGGACUUUCCUGCCUGCGCGCUACCGGUAUUACCGCACGUCCCUCAGCGGCCUCGCGGCGCAGCUCCAGUCCGCCGGCUUCAGGAGGCUGAUCGGAGGCGGCUCUCCGAGAAACAGGGCCGUUUUUCUGGCUUUCGGUGUCGGUUUGGGUUUGAUCGAUCAGCAGCUGGACGAAGACCGAAGGAGCGCAGCGACAUGCCAAGAAAUCCAGGCGUUAUUCAUGAAGAAGAAGUUUCAGAGCUCUGUAAAACCAUUCUCCUCUGGAUAUAAACUGGAGGACUAUGUGAUUGGGAAGCAGAUAGGAAAAGGCUGCAACGCCGCUGUGUACGAGGCUGCGGCUUCGUUUGCACCCCUCACAGCAAACAGCAAGUGCUCCCUGGUGGAGCUGAAACAAAAUGAAGAAGAAAGUGACGUCAGAGCACCUGUAAAAUUCCCCAGUGCACACAGCUACCCCCUGGCUGUGAAAAUGAUGUGGAAUAUUGGGGCAGGUUCUUCUAGCGAGGCGAUCCUUAAUGCCAUGUCCAAUGAGCUGGUCCCUGCGAGUCCUCAGGCUUUGAAGAAGGAAAAAGGAGAGCUUGUCCUGAGUGGUCAUUUUGGAAAAGCGCCCAAGAGAGUGACGGCCCACCCCAACGUGAUCCGAGUGUACCGGGCCUUCACGGCUGAGGUGCCGCUUCUACCUGAUGCUUUGGAUGAGUACCCUGCUGCGCUGCCUGCCAGACUCAACCCCGCCGGCCUGGGCAACAACCACACACUCUUCCUGGUCAUGAAGUAUUACCCGUGUACCCUGCGCCAGUACCUGCAGGUGUGUGUGCCCGGCUCCAGACACGGCUCCAUGAUGCUUCUGCAGUUGCUGGAGGGUGUGGAUCACCUGUGCAGGCAGGGCAUCGCCCACAGAGACCUCAAAUCCGAUAACAUCCUCCUGGAGUUUGAUUCCACGGGCUGCCCCAGGCUGGUCAUCACCGACUUUGGCUGCUGCCUGGCAGAAGAAGGUUUAGGACUGAAACUGCCCUUCACCAGCCGCUAUGUGUACAGAGGAGGGAACUCCUGCCUCAUGGCACCUGAGGUGGCCACAGCCGAGCCUGGCCCCGGUGUGGAGAUUGAUUACAGUAAGGCAGAUGCGUGGGCAGUGGGAGCCAUCGGCUACGAGAUCUUCGGUCAACCGAACCCGUUUUAUAGCAGCACAGGCUUGGAAAGCCGCAGCUAUCAUGAGAAACAGCUGCCCCAUCUGGGUGCCAACAUGCCCUCACACGUGCAGCUGGUGGUGAGGCUGCUUCUGCGCCGGAACCCUAACAAGCGCCCCUCUGCACGUGUGGCUGCCAACAUCCUGCACCUCAGCCUGUGGGGCAAACGAGCACUAGCCAGCCUGAACCCUGCCAGCAUGGGGAAGAUGGCCGACUGGCUGCUGUGUCACUCAGCUGUGGUUCUCCUUAAAGGCUGUGGGGGUAGUGCCUCAGUGGAGGCCGAGCUCCAGAGAGGAUUCCUCGCCAGCCUGGAUCUGGAGGAGCUCCGCAUGGCAGCGGGAUACCUCCUGUACGGACGACAGCUGUGGCCGAGCGUUAGCGUCUGAACUCCAUUGUGAGAAGCUGUUGUAGGAGUGUUUAUCCUGAGAAAAGCACAGAGACUGUAGUUUCCUGAGUUAACACUGUGGAUGCAAUGCAGUCUGAGUCUGUUUUUCUGGUUGUGUUGAAGUAAUGGCACUUUAUGUACAUGCACUUUUCCCUGCUCUCCGUUUCCUGUUUGACGUUGUCUCCACGUAGGAUGUGAAUAAACCGUGUGGAAAUACGCAUAUCAGCAAUGUAUUAGUAAUUUCUAGGUAAUUGCAAAAGUUUUUUUCUUGGCAAAACAUCCUGUGAAAUAAACAAACUCCACCCUUUUAAA